CACUUGUCUACACGCCUUACGCAGAAUAUAAGGACGCCCCCUACGGUGGAAGUCGGCGGGUCCUCGUCGAGUCUCCUUGAACCGCCUCCGUGCACGGCUUCGCAUCAGGGACAGGUCUGCCACCGGGAGAAAAACUACCGCACCGCGGGAACGUCGACGCCCGCUUUGGGCUGGUUUUGAGGAACGAUGAGGACGGGCACGGCGUUGAUUUAUGAUGAGGAGAUGACCAAGUACAAACUGCUCUGGGUUGAUCCAGCGUGUAAGAUCGAAGUACCCGAGCGUCUGACGGUGAGUCAUGAAGCUUUGGUCAGGAGCGGUCUGGCUGAUCGCUGUGUCUCCAUACCUGUCCGCGAGGCAACGGAAGCAGACAUCCUGCUGGUUCACAGUGAGGAAUAUCUGGAGGCGGUGAAGAAGACCCCUCACAUGACUCUGGAGGACCUGAAGGAGUUCACCCUCCAAUAUGGCGACGUCUACUUCCACCCUAACAUUUAUCGCUGUGCCAAGCUGGCUGCAGGAGCCGCACUGCAACUGGUGGACAGUGUAAUGACGGGGAAGGUGAGGAAUGGCAUGGCUCUGGUCAGGCCACCAGGGCACCACAGUAUGCGCAGUGCUGCCAGUGGUUUCUGCGUGUUCAACAAUGUGGCCAUAGCAGCUCAAUAUGCAAAGCAAAAAUAUGGAGUAAAAAGGGUGUUGAUAGUUGACUGGGACAUACAUCAUGGUCAAGGGGUCCAGUACUGUUUUGAAGAUGAUCCAAGCGUCCUCUACUUCUCAUGGCACCGCUAUGAGCAUCAGAAAUUCUGGCCUCAGCUUAGAGAAUCGGACUUUGACAGUGUUGGCAAAGAGAAGGGGGCCGGAUUCAAUAUAAAUGUACCGUGGAACAAGGUGGGAAUGCAGGACAGCGACUAUGUUUCAGUCUUCUGUCAUCUCCUUUUGCCAGUCGCGUACGAGUUUUGCCCAGACUUGGUGUUGGUGUGUGCGGGCUUUGACUCAGCCAUCGGUGACCCAGAGGGUGAAAUGUGUGCCGCUCCAGACGUCUUUGCCCACCUCACUCACCUCCUGAUGAACCUUGCAGGAGGCAAACUGUGUGCUGUGCUGGAGGGAGGGUACAACUUGACUUCGCUCGCCCAGUCUGUGUGUCAAACAGUUCAGACGUUGCUUGGAGAUCCAGCACCUCGACCUGCAGACCUCGCCGGGCCCUGUAAAAGUGCGCUUGAGUCCCUUCACUGUGUCCGAUCAGCUCAUAGGCAGUACUGGUCCUGCCUCAAACAUGCAGCUGAUCUACCCUCCCCUGAUAUCAGCACCAAGCGCGUUAAAUUGGCAGAGGAAGAAGACGAAGAAGUAACACUGGACAAGGGAGAAGAGGAGGAAAGCGCAGAGGAAAAGGUGUGGCCAGAGCCUCUGAAACGAGUCCCUCCUCCUACCCGUACUGCUGUAGUGCUCCCUGAUGGUGUCGCUUGCCCGGACGGAUGUAAAAACUUCAGACCAUCGGAGGAUCUCGACCCACUCAUAGUGAACAAACUCAAGGAGGAUUUCCUCAAAGAUGCAGAUGACAGUGAUGCUCUCUCAACCCUCUCCAGUCUUGUUGCCCUUGUAGAGAAAAUGGAGAAGAAUGAGGUCUGCAGUGGCUUGGCGCUGGUCCGCGACGUCUCCGUGGCGAUGAUGUGUGUUGUCCAACAUGCUGCAUCUGCGCUCAGGAACCGGGUUUUGGUUGUGUGCCUCGGGGACGGGAAGGUUCCGAGUCACGUCACAGAAGAUGGGAAAACGUGCGUCGUGCAGUUCAGCGACAAGGAGUCAGAGGAACAGGAAUCCAAAUAUUACAUUCCUGUCUGUCUGAAGAAGGGCUACGGUGACGUGUCGGGGUUCAUACAGGCCGUGCUGGGCCUCCUCCUGCCUCUGGGAUAUGAGUACGACCCCGGUCUGGUUCUGUUGGUUCGGAUGUCAGAUAGUGGGCCGUGUGAGAGCGCGUGGCAACAACUAACCGGUCUGCUGCUGGGCCUAGCACAAGGACACACGCUGGUACUCUUGCAGGAAGGUGAGAGAACACGUGUCGGCCCCACAGCCUCCUCCCUCCUCGGGGACCCAGCCCCCUCUUUGGGGCAGCUUCCUGCCCCUACACCAGAGGAUGUGGAGUCAAUGGAGCGGCUGAGACACAGGCUGAAGGCUGACUGGAAACUCCUGCAGACCACGGGUGACUUCACAACAGCAGCAGCAGAUAUAAACUUGACUCAUUGUCUGACAUCCGCACAGCUUUUAAAAUUACCUGGACUGUAUUAAUAAGAGUUUGUUUCUCCUAAAAACAGCACAAGGAAGUGGAGGAGGUGAUGAGCGCUGAAGCUGGUCCUGCUGUUUUUUGUAGGAAAAAAAAAAAAAUCAGAUGAAGCAUUUCAAAUGUCACAAUGCAGUUUUGUAUUUUUUGCCAAUUUAUAAUGUCUGGAAGUGGAAUGAUUUGGAAUUCAUGAACAUAUUGUGAAUACCAUGGUUGAUUCAUCUAUUUUUGAUACAUAGAUUAACACACAACAUCAGCUCAGUUUUAUGAAACAUUUGCUUACAUCAUUAAGGUUUUGGAAAAAGUGUUUUUUCUUUUUCUUCCAUUGGCAACUGAAACUCUGUAUGUGAAUAUAUUGUAUCUUACAUUUAUGUAGUCAAAAACAGACAUUCAGCCUUUAAAUACGGAAAAGUUGAUAGUAACUGACAAAUUGUAGAGCCUAAAAAUUACAGAUAGAUAGCACUAGUUAACAUCUGACAAUAAUUUGUCAUUACUUUAUAGUAAAUUGUUUAAUAGGCCUAGUUCUAGUCUAGUUACAGGCUUAAUAAGCAGGUUAGAUAUGGUCGGGUCUUUAAUAUUAUUUUGUUUUUCUUUAUAAUUUAUCUCCACAUUUUUAUAAAUGAUUACCAAAUGGUAGAUCUUAAAUGGCUUUCACGUUGACCUCAUUACAAACCAUUGAUGUUCACGUGUGGUUUCUAAACCAGUGAUGUGACGCCAGUGUCUCAGCAGGGUGUCUGAACUUCACCCUUUGGUCUCCAUAGUUUUGAUGCACUGAUAGAAACAAGAGCCCAGUUUUGGAGAAGAGACACGAACGCCCGGACUCUGUUUGCAAAACAGCAAAAUGCGUGCACCAAAAGGUUGUCCAAGCACUGCACACAGCCUUUACACAAUAAAUAAAAUAUUGAAUAUUUCGUCACCUAACUUAGGAGUUUUGCACAUGAGAGACUGCGUUCAAUGGAUGUUCAACAGUAUAUAAAUAAAACACUCAUCAUGCGAGCUUAGAUAGAAGCACAAGUAGCAGUAAGAACUUUUACUUUAGUUGAAAAGUCAAGACCACAAAAAAAAAAAUCAAAAAUACUUGACUACAAGUAAAAGUCCUGCACUCAAAAUCUUAUGCAAAAAUAGGAGUACUAUGAGCACAAAGUACUAAAGUGCUCAUAAUGCAAAAUAAAUGCCUCUCUUUCAGAAUGGCAUUUAUCAUGAAUAUACUAUUAUAUUUUAACAUGCAAGCAGCCUUUUAGUGUUUUCAAGGUAGAGCUCAUUUUGACAACUUUAGAAAAUAUUGGGUCAUUUAAUCUAUUACAGUGCACAUUUUCUAAACCAGGGUCUCUGCAGGGUUCACCAAGUCAAAUUUAAAGUUUUUAAAAAAACAUCUUUAAUACAACUUCGUGUGCAACUUCAUCCCUGUCUCACUGACGCAGCGGCCAGUGUAUGAAAGUUAACGGUGAAAAUCAGAGGGGACAAAGAGGCCUAGAAUUAUUUACCGGGUGCAUGAAUUGAUUGAUAUUUGUACCACAUUCGUGUCAGUAGUUCCUGGCAGUUAUAUAAGAGUUCCUAAUAUUAUUAUCACAUAAUAAUUUGCAUGGAUUAACCAAUUAAAAAAACAACUAACUAAUUCAAUGUCCAUGAAUUUCUCCAGCCUGGUUUUUGCUAA
Molecule: messenger RNA, 3920 nt
Organism: Xiphias gladius (swordfish)
Lineage: Eukaryota; Metazoa; Chordata; Actinopteri; Istiophoriformes; Xiphiidae
Gene: hdac10
Product: histone deacetylase 10
Exons: 19
Coding region: 187-2274 (695 amino acids)
Biological process (GO): chromatin organization
Cellular component (GO): histone deacetylase complex
Molecular function (GO): histone deacetylase activity
Source: RefSeq, a predicted model, not a curated record